AGGCGAACUUGUCAAGAACCAAAGCAGUUGCACCUUUCUCUUGGAGCAGUUUAGGAAGUUAUCAGCUCCAAUCAGACAUGAUGUGGAAGAUGACGCGAUAUAUUUUGCUGAUUCUAUGAAGGAUUGGUUGAAGGGUUAUACAACUCCUGCAGAUAUUUUUGAAUUUUUGCAGUUUUUAGCUGCGUUCAAGUUAGCAGGUCGCUAUAAUGCAGAUGAGCUUCUCUCCCUUCUUGGUUGUUUGUAUGGUGGGGGUGAGGUUUACCAGCAUGAGAAGCAAGCAUCAUUAUGCGGUGCAUUGGGACUUUUAGAGAAGAUUCCUGGUAUGCUCAUCCAGCUCGCUCCUAAAAAAAACUUGCUAAUAUACCCCUUUGAUCUUCACAAUCUCUGCUGUUAAGAGUUAUUGAGAAUGUUUCUUUCAUUAUUUUUCUCUAAAAUUCCAUGGUAUCGUGUUGUCUCCAGUUUGGCUUAUAUGCCCGAUUCAACUAUCAUCCGAGUGUACAUCAAUGGUUCUAGUUGCUCUUUAGACAUAUUGUUACAUUAUCUGAUUAUUGUACCUGUUUUUUUUUUUUCUCUUGGCAUUGAGCAGGUGUUGUCAAAUCUCUUAUUGAAGGAAAGAAGCUGCUUUUGGCAGUUAAGUACAUUUGUGUUUUUAAGCUCGAAUGUAAGUUCCUGCCAGUGCCUCUGCUAGAAUCUCAUUUGCACCUGUCAAUGAAAAGGGUGAAUGAGAAAUGCAAUGAUGGAAAUCUUAAAUCAAAGAUCCAAGCCGAUUUGCAGGAAUUGGACAUUCUUCGAGAAGUAACUACAUGCAUUGCAACUUUUAAGCUUCAGUCAAAAUUCCCACCGGGCAUCCUUCUACAACGCAUCAAGGAGUUGGAGAAGCAGAUAAGUAAGAGAAGAAAGUCUGCUGAUGCUUUUACAUCAUUGAAGAAACGCAGUGCAUCUGUAGCAAGUCCAAAGCAGCUACAAAAGCGUCCUCGACUGGGAAAUGUUUAACUCUAACUUGUGCCAUAUUCAUUUGGACAUGAUGCAACUUAUAUCAAGUCAAAUGUACAAUUGUACAACCUGCAUACAUAGGCAUGUUACAUGUACAUUAGUGUUGUAAAACUGAAAAGCUGUACA
This is a messenger RNA of Beta vulgaris subsp. vulgaris (sugar beet), 1119 nucleotides long. RefSeq lists its product as uncharacterized. The record is from RefSeq and is a predicted model, not a curated record. The transcript has 2 exons. NCBI's taxonomy places the organism in Eukaryota, Viridiplantae, Streptophyta, Magnoliopsida, Caryophyllales, Amaranthaceae. The coding region runs from base 709 to 993 and encodes 94 amino acids.